UACUUAGUUUCAUUUUUAUUAACAAUAACUUUAGUAAUAUAUGCAUGGAAAUUGUUGGUUUGGGCAUGGUUUAGGCCAAGGAAACUAGAAAAGUGCCUAAGAAAACAAGGUCUCAAAGGGAAUUCUUACAAAUUAAUAAUUGGAGAUCUCAAAGAGUUGGCCAAAAGCUUUGAAGAUGCUAAGUCCAAGCCAUUGAAUGUCUUUGAUGAUGACAUAUCUCCUAGAAUUGUUCCUUAUUUUGUUGAUACAAUCAAGAAACAUGGUAAAAAUUGUUUUAUAUGGAUUGGGCCAAAGCCUAUGGUAUUAGUAAGGGAGGCUGAGGUAAUAAGAGAUGUGUUUAACAAAUAUGUUCUCUACCAAAAGAUUAAAUCAACUCCCAUCACCAAGUUGUUAGCACAAGGACUUGCAAGCUAUGAAGAGGAUAAAUGGGCAAUGCAUAGAAAAAUCCUCAAUCCUGCUUUCCAUAUGGAGAAGAUUAAGGUAUUUUCAAGAUAUAGUUUUAUUAAUACUUCCUUCGUCGCAAUAUAUGUGAUACACUUUUUUUUUAGUCUGUUCCAAUAA
This is a messenger RNA of Solanum stenotomum, 561 nucleotides long. Its product is annotated as cytochrome P450 CYP72A219-like. Gene Ontology annotation, molecular function: iron ion binding; monooxygenase activity; oxidoreductase activity, acting on paired donors, with incorporation or reduction of molecular oxygen. The annotation marks the transcript as partial. The transcript has 2 exons. Lineage: Eukaryota; Viridiplantae; Streptophyta; Magnoliopsida; Solanales; Solanaceae. The record is from RefSeq and is a predicted model, not a curated record.